CUAUGAAAAUGUACAUACAGUACAGUUGCUCCCUCCUUGGUUUCACUGCUUCAGACAGUUUGAUGACACCUGUUCUGGGCCGGGAUCAACGAAACGGACGACUACAAACCUGUCCACCGGCUGAGUGGCGAUCGAUUGACGGUGACACCUGCUGCAGCCUGCACAAGACUCCCCUUGCCUUGGCCUUGGCUUGGUGACCGGUUACCAUUGCCUGGACACUCAGUACUCGUAGACCUACUGAGUCGUAGUCUACUGAGUCGUAGUGGAUAACCUGACUUGCCCUUUCGUCACGAGAUCACCGCGGGCGGUACGCUGUACGCUACAUACAGCGAUCGUUUCUCUUCAGGCUAAAAUAGUUGAGCCAGGAUAUAAAUGUGUGAACUCAACGUUUGAAAUUUCACAUUCGGACUGUCUGCAUGCACCUUCCAUCCUCUCUACAAGUAGAUCCUGAGUGUUACUGCUGUAUCCUGCUAGCAUCGAUGCGUCUGCUGGCUGCUCACGUACGUGGAGAUCGCCUACAAAUCUGAGUUUGAGCACUUCAAAAUAAUUAUUGAGUAACUCCACUGGGCGAACUGCAAACUGUCGCUGUACAGUGUCAUUGACUGAGCACAGCCGGAUCCAGCGCUGUUGUAGUGGUGAGUGUACACCUACCGCUGUUUCUAACGACACAUCAGCAUGGCGUCCAAGUCCGAUAGUGAACCUCUGCCGCCUGUGGUCCACAGCCGCGCAAAGAAGCAGUUCUCACUGAAAUUGCCACAGGGUACAGCAACACUGCCGUACGAUAUACUGGAGUCAGGCGAGUUGGAAUACUUCCAUACUGAAGUGCCAGAGUCAUGCAGGGGGAAAGGGCUGGGAGCUGUUCUAGCAAAGGCGGCAUUUGACUAUGCUGUGGAGUCUGGAAAGAAGGUGCACGUUACCUGCACCUAUCUGCACCACUACCUGGAUAAACACCCUAACCCGCAGUACCUGGCAGCGAGCAGAAUCACCCGGCCAAGCUGAUUUCGGACUUCAGGAGUGUGAAGUUUCAUACAAGUUGACACCUGUUCGCCCAGUCAGAGCCAGGUGAGAGUUGAGCCGCCCGUGUGUCACCUGGGCUGGAGACCGGCAGUGAUGGCAUACUCUCCCGGCCCGCGGAUGAUAAUUUUUGAUGAUGGGAGGUGUAGAUGAUGAUUUUAAUGGUGCAGGGUUUGUCUUAUCCAUAAUUGCUUUGCUGCACUAAUGCACUAAUACUGCUCCUCGCUUUCACUAUUCCGCAAAUCUGUACGUGAUCACAUAGGGUACCCUGUAAAAAGGCCUUAGGCCUGUGGUGAUUGCCCUAUUCAAAAUUUAAAUAAUAAUAAUAAUAAUUCUGCCACUAAUGCAUGUAUGGUAGUUUUUGAUACUGUUGCACCAUUUGCGCGACACACUUGAAUCAUUUACAAUGAAGUCCCUUGACUUGACUCCUUUUUAGGGCACAUUUGAACCCUAUCGUAGCAUUCGUGCACUUGUGUGACCAUUUCGCACUUCGUCUUCGCCCCUAUCUGGCGGGUGGUGACCUUUUCAGUCCCUCUGUGUCCGUUUCGGGGACUUGGUGUGAUAUUUACCAUGAUACAUCAUGUUGUCCUUAUACGGUGUUCUCUCAUUUAUCCGGGGCUGCUUUAUAUGUGGUGUUCACUCUUCACCAUUAGCAAG
Molecule: messenger RNA, 1671 nt
Organism: Sycon ciliatum
Lineage: Eukaryota; Metazoa; Porifera; Calcarea; Leucosolenida; Sycettidae
Product: protein NATD1-like
Exons: 3
Coding region: 676-999 (107 amino acids)
Source: RefSeq, a predicted model, not a curated record